Adelges cooleyi (spruce gall adelgid) is the source of this 742-nucleotide messenger RNA. RefSeq lists its product as uncharacterized. The record is from RefSeq and is a predicted model, not a curated record. The transcript is spliced from 11 exons. Bases 26 to 700 code for a protein of 224 amino acids. NCBI's taxonomy places the organism in Eukaryota, Metazoa, Arthropoda, Insecta, Hemiptera, Adelgidae.
CCAGUUUCCAACCAACAUAAUUAAAAUGAAUUUUUUCUACAUUUUAAUAUCAUUUGCCUUGGUGAAUAUUUUGGUAGCAUUAGAUGAAUUAACAAAGCAGGUUAUCAUGAUAAACAAACAAAUGAUGUAUGCAAGAGAUUAUUUGCCGGAUGUAAUUCAAAACUUGGUUCUUUUUGAUAAUUUUAAAAUGGUGGAAUUAGCUGUAAUGUUGUCAGUACCGGAAGCCGAAACAGACACAGCAGCAGCAGAAGAAGAAGAAGACUUCAUAUAUUACGUAGUGAAUAAUAAGUUACGAUACCAACAAAUUGUGCGAGACAAAAUAGAGUUAAUAACAUCAAUCAGUGCACCUGUUAUAGACGAAGAGCUCUAUAAAGACGCCUGGAUGUCAGGUUUGGGAAUUGAAAGAAGAGGCAUGACAUUAGUUGCUAUAAAAACAUUAAUCCGCGCUGUAAUAAGCGGAGAUAAUCAAAAUUUCCAUGAAUUUUUUGACCUGUGUCGUUUAAUAGGAACAUUCAGAAGUAUUAAAUUCGCGCCUGAAUUUGUACAAGAUGCUAAAAUCGACGAAAAAGGACAAUGUGUUCUAACAGAUAUAUUCGGAAAUACAAGCAGAUACUUUUAUAGCAUUGAAGGCAAUAUUUGGGAAAUCUUCCAAAGCAGUAUUGCAUUGCAGGCACUCGCCUUUCAAGUAAAGCAUGUAUAACCUGUUUUUAAAGUACUAUUAUUAUUAUUAUUUUUAUUUAUU